AUUGGGUCAGUCAGUUUUCGCACAACGUGAAGGCAAUACGUCGAUAGGUCGUGAGUGGAUAAGGAGAACCAAAAGCCGAAGCUAAAACGAUUUGAAAAGCGAAAGUCGAACGUCGAACGUCAGAAAGAAAACGCGAUGGAGUUUAACAAUCGUUUGCUAUUGAAGAUCAUUGAGCUGGCCAUUGCCAUUGCUUGCUGUGUGCUUAGUGAGAUGGUGGAUACUAUGAGCAAACAUGAUCUGAUUGUCUACGGAACCAUUGGUGGUUUCACUAUCAUCUGUGCUGUGCUUUUUAUCGGACACGUGAUCGGUUCAGUUGUGGAGAAACGUCUGAAUGCGCUUAUCUCGCUGUUGGGUUGUAUCUUGUUUGUGGCAUCGGGUGCAUUGGUGAUCGAUUAUUGGCAUGAUACCUACGACUACCUGAAGGAUCGCAAGCGUAAAGCUAUCGCUGCUGGCUCCCUGAUGAUUAUCAACGGCGCCGUCUUUUUACUGGAUACACUCUCCAUUUGCAGAACGUAAGCCCCAAAUAGAAUGGGCUAUCUUCAUAUUUAUGAUGCGCUUUUUUUUUUAAAACAUACCAAUUGAAAUUCUCAUGGCUUCUGUGUGUGGUCAUAAUGCGGAAUAUGAAUCUUGUGUAAACUCUUCGAAUUUCAUGUACACAAUAUACUUAUAUUUAUAUGUAAUUUUUUUUCGAAUAUACCUAUCUAUGUAGCACUUAAGUAAAAUUCGAUUGUGCACGAGAAAGCGUUUGCUAAACAAAUAUUAAAUUGUUCACAGGAAUCCAUUAAGAAAUAUAUACUGCUAUUGUA
Messenger RNA from Drosophila innubila, 806 nucleotides. RefSeq names its product protein snakeskin-like. NCBI's taxonomy places the organism in Eukaryota, Metazoa, Arthropoda, Insecta, Diptera, Drosophilidae. The transcript has 3 exons. Gene Ontology annotation, biological process: septate junction assembly. The record is from RefSeq and is a predicted model, not a curated record. Bases 136 to 516 code for a protein of 126 amino acids.